AUAAAAUUUAAUCGCUAUAUAUUGCACUCUCUAUAGUUCUAGGUGUAAAUAAUUGUUUGUGGGAUUGUUCGAACAAAGUUUGAUUUCACAAUGGCGAUACGUAUUUAUUUUAUUUGUUUUCUUACGGCAUUAAUUGGCGUUCAUUCUGCGCCAAAUGUCUCUAUGCGUGAUGUUUCUAAUGGAAAUCGUUUAAAAAUUGUGGGAGGCGACAACGCAACAAUAACUGAUUACCCAUACCAAGUAUCUGUUUUAUUUGUCCAAAGAGGAGACUUAUUACACGGAUGUGGUGGCUCCAUUAUAAACGAGUUUUACAUUCUCACCGCUGCCCAUUGCACAUAUGGCGAAACAGAGGAAUCAACAGCCGUUAGAGUCGGAUCAUCGAUCAGGAACCAAGGGGGGACAGUUUACGAAGUCAGAAAAAUACACAUACAUCCCAGAUACAACCCCGAAACAUUCGACUACGACAUUAGCGUACUCGAGUUAACAUCACCUCUCAGUUACGAACCCGGAGUUGCGGCGAUUACUCUAGCUACAGAAGGAACUGAAAUUACAGAUGGCAUCGAAGCGGUAGCCACCGGUUGGGGAUACAUGAAGGAUCCGAAGCAACACGGUAUACUGGCGGAUCAAUUGCAAGUGGUAACACUACCAGUCAUAUCUACCGAAACGUGCCAAAACCAAUAUUACCAAGGCGCUGUUUCAGACAGAAUGUUUUGCGCUGGCUACGACGAAGGUGGAAAGGAUACUUGUAUGGGUGACUCAGGAGGUCCGUUAGUUGUAGCAGGAAUUCAAAUUGGUGUGGUAUCUUGGGGAGGAAUAUGCGCUGCGCCGAAACAACCUGGUGCUUACACAAAAUUACCAGUAUUUGAAGAGUACAUUAAUUCCAUAAUAAAUUAAUGACAAUUACGCAUUAAUUUAAAUUUGUCAAGUAUUAAAUUUUCGUUUGAGAGUA
This is a messenger RNA of Phyllotreta striolata, 949 nucleotides long. The record is from the annotation of a GenBank genome assembly. Lineage: Eukaryota; Metazoa; Arthropoda; Insecta; Coleoptera; Chrysomelidae.